Molecule: messenger RNA, 1887 nt
Organism: Chaetomium strumarium
Lineage: Eukaryota; Fungi; Ascomycota; Sordariomycetes; Sordariales; Chaetomiaceae
Exons: 4
Coding region: 1-1887 (628 amino acids)
Source: RefSeq, a predicted model, not a curated record
AUGUUUCUUGAGGUCGGGACGCAUUUGGUAAUCAACCUCACCUCGAUCCCGAUCGUAUCAACCGAUCCGAUCUCACGAACGCCACUCUGCGUCAUCAUCUGGUUCGAUCACGUCUUAAUCUUCCUCUCUUAUCCGGUUACGUCUGCAUCUGACGGCAGUGACGAGAGGUCGCGCUCAGUCAUGGAAGUCCCAAUGCGCAAGCGCAUCGCCGGCAGAAUCAGGGCUUUUUUUGAUCUUGCCUCGCAGCGCCAACGCCACGUCAACUCUCAAGAGGUCAACGCAAGAGAACUAGCCCCUGAGACAGGCCUGACCACCAUGGACCGUGCUAUCCAAACCCUUGCCGAGCAAGCCUCCACGAACGCUCUUAAGAGGCCCGCUCUACGCUCCCUACCGACCUACCACGGCAAGGCUGGCCAAGGAAAUGGACAGUCCCAGGCGGUGAUGGCUCCCCUGAAGUCGGCCAGGGAGCCUUGCACCCUGGCGAGCCUCCCUGUCGAGCUCGUCAGCCAGAUCCUGUCUCUCCUACCAAGCCUGGUCGACCUGAAGGCGGCUGUGCAGGCGACGUCCAUCUUCCACCAAGCGUACUUGUCGGACCGCCGGCGCAUUCUCUACGUCGCCCUGCAGGCCACUCUCGGCGACAGCGUCUUUGUCGAUGCCUACGCCGUGCAGACGACGUCGCACUUUCAGAACCUAGCCCAGGUCGCUCGGCAGACGGCCAUAGAGCAUUUUAUCACUUUCAUCCAUCAGAGAUUCCCUUUCUUGCCAAGGAACACCAUUCUGCAACUGCCCGCAUGCAGCGUCGAGGAUCUGACUGGCAUAUCGGGCUUCUUUUUCUCCGCCAUCCGGCCGCUGCUGCAGAAGGUUCCGGAAAUGUUCCUGCAGGUUGCCCCCCCUGGCGUGGUGGUCGACCCCGUCAGCACACUGGAGACGAGGCGGAUCAUGCGGGCCUUGUAUCGCUUCGAGCUGUGGUGCAACCUGUACGGCGCCGGCUCCGAUGCUUGCCCUAACUAUCCUCCACUUCCGCGCGGUGGUCCUAUAGGCCUUCUCGAGAACUUCUUCGAGGUCUACCAGCCGUGGGAAAGAGAGGAGAUUGCCUGCGUGUAUACGAUGCUUUUCGAGAUGUACGAGGGGAUUUUCGAUGACGUCAGACUCCGUUUCGAAGAAGACGACAAGGCUCUCGAGGAGGAGGAGGCUAGCAAGGCCGAUGUACACGAGGUAGUUAGGCACGGGCUUGGUGGCUCUGCUGCUUACAAGGCAUUCUGUUCGCGUCCUGGACGAGAGAAGCCCCCAGCUGACGGCCAUCCUCCAUCCGUCGCAGAGGAACUGCGCUAUUUUAGCGACCAUAGCUCUCGGUUUUUCUUUCCAGUCCGGCCUACGCUGCACGUUACCACGCAGCGAAUCACCUACCCGACACCACCUAACCGAGACACGUUGGGCGUGCCUCAAGACCAUUGGAGAAACGGCGCGCUUGCCAAAGGCCUGAAAUGGCACCUACGCGUCAUGGGAUCCGGCGAUGUCUACGCGAAGCUGCGCAUGAUACUGUCCGAGGUGGCGUUCUUGUCCGAUCAGAACUCCUUGUCGCAGGCUCUGUCUUCGAACGCGCAGACGGAGAGGCGCAAGCGGGACCGCACGUUCUCUCGGUACCUGUUGGAGCCCCCGAACCUUCUGGAGCUAUUGUCGCUUUUCGGGGCCGACGCCGAGGACGAGCCGCCGCUUGCGUGGUUCGUCGUGUUCCGGGGCAGGUAUUGUAACUGGUGUGGAGGUGUGCUGCCGUGGGGACUGAAGUGCUGGGGCUGGGUGUUCUGGGACCGUCAGCGGCUGGAGAAAAUGGCCGGGUGGAUGUUGGAGAGGCUGGCAGGGCCUUGCAGUGGUGAGGGUCCAUACUAG